Messenger RNA from Electrophorus electricus (electric eel), 5173 nucleotides. It is a transcript of the gene zcchc24, whose product is annotated as zinc finger, CCHC domain containing 24. Gene Ontology annotation, molecular function: zinc ion binding; nucleic acid binding. Lineage: Eukaryota; Metazoa; Chordata; Actinopteri; Gymnotiformes; Gymnotidae. The record is from RefSeq and is a predicted model, not a curated record.
UACUGUAGCAGUGCAAAUAAAGAGAGAUAACGGGCCGCAAACAGCGGGCUAAAACUUUUGUAAUGACAUGUUAGGGGAAUAACUUUCGCCUAAUCGUAAACCUGGGAGGGGAUCCCAGGAGAGGAAUAGGGUUCGAGCGGGAAGAAGAGCGCAGUUUUCACUUCUGGGGUGUGAAAAACCGGACGGCGCAUUCAGUAAAUUUAAAGCAAGUCAUCGAAGUUGAGGCUUGUCUAAAAGUGACUGUGGGAGAGAAAGUUAUCCGCAAAAGAUGAGCUUGUUGUCUGCCAUAGACAGUAGUACCUCUGUGUACCAACCUGCACAGCUUCUAAAUUGGGUUUAUCUCUCUUUACAAGACACCCAUCAGACGAGUGCUUUCGAUGCCUUCCGACCCGAACCCAAUUCUUCCCAUCCGGACCUGAACUACAGCAAGACUCCCGCUGCUGACCUGAGCUCUUCUCUCAAUUCCAAUUAUCUCAACAAUUUCUUUCAGCUUCAGCGGAAUGAGGCCUUGAAUAAUGGCUUAUACAAAAGCAUUUCCCCAUAUGGCUCUCUAAACAACAUAGUGGAUGGGUUGAACUCUUUAACGGACCACUUUUCUGACCUAUCCUUGUCCUCUGAGCCACGCAAGCCCAGCAAAAGACCUCCCCCCAACUACCUGUGCCACCUCUGCUUCAAUAAGGGUCACUACAUUAAAGACUGCCCUCAGGCCCGGCCCAAGGGUGAAGGACUGACACCCUAUCAAGGGAAGAAGAGGUGCUUCGGAGAGUACAAGUGCCCCAAAUGCAAAAGGAAGUGGAUGAGUGGAAACUCCUGGGCCAACAUGGGGCAGGAAUGUAUAAAGUGUCACAUCAAUGUGUACCCUCACAAACAGCGUCCUCUGGAGAAGCCCGAUGGCCUGGAUGUCUCUGACCAGAGCAAGGAGCACCCGCAGCACCUGUGUGAGAAGUGCAAAGUCCUGGGCUACUACUGUCGCCGUGUGCAAUAAGGAUCAUCAGGUCCCUGCCCAGUCCCACCUUCUUCUUCCCCUGCCCCCUCCCCCUCUGCCAUGCCCACCAAGUGCUCCACAAAAAAGUUAGAAGUGCCAAAAUAUUCUUGUAAAUAUUGCUAAUGCUAAUAGGGCCUCGUGUUUCAACAUUUAUUUGUUCUAUAUGUAUAAUUGAUUAUUGGGUAUGUGUUUCAAAGUGUGUCACUGACAGCAUUGCUAUCCACACCAGGCACAAUGGAUGACCUCAACAUUGUGUUCUUUGACUGCGUGUUUACAGACUCUGCCUUCAUUUUCCCUGCCAAGUGAACUAUGUGGAUGUGCUGAGUGGUAAAGGUAUUAUAUUAGUUCAGUCAUACAGGGCCUAGUGUGCCUUGCAGUGUUCUUUGGGUCAACAGCACACCAUUUUAACUGUGAAUUAACAGGGGAUAUUGUACUAGUCAUCCCUAGCUUUAUUUGCAUAUUUAUUUGUAAUGUUUUAUAUCAUCGUGCAAUUGAUUCAACUUAACUGGGAUAUUUACCCCUGUGUUUGUAUGCACAGAUAUUGCCUAACCCCACCUCUUGCCAUUAGAAACUACUGUAGGAUAGAAUCAUCUUGUAUAAAAUGCAGCAAUAUCAAGUUCCUACUUUUGACAUACAUGUAUGUUUGACAUGCGUAUCAAGGCAUGCUAGAUAUCUUUACCGAACACUACAGUAUUCAGCUGGCUAAAGCUAACUCUAAAAACACCACAGUUAAUGUACUGCAGUCAGUUUGUUGGCAAAGAUGCAGUAUGCUAACAUCUUAUACAAUAGUCAUUUUACUGAGCAGUAGCCUAUGACAAUUUUACUGAUUUCACAUCACCUUAAUGCCACACAGCCAGCUGGAAUAUACACCUUUAUUGCCUCAGGAUAGACACAGCAUUGGAAUUACACAUUUUCCUUUAUCUUAUAUCUGUAUCAUUGGGAAUAUGGGUGCCGCUAUGCUUGUGAUAAGAUGAUGCUAAAGGCCUCCUAAGAGCAUGCUCCUGGCCUAUGUGAAGCUAUGCAACUCUACAUUGGCCUUAAAAUAGCUAGAUCUCUAUUGUGCAUAAGUAGCAUUUAUUAGUGGGACUAAAAGUAUUUACUUUUAUUACAUAUUAAAAAGCCACCACCAGCUCUGAAACAGAAAUAAUAAAUUGGUCAAAUACUUAGCCUGAGGAAUUCCUUUGAAUUUAUAUGGCCAUAUUAUGUAUGGCCAUUAUAUGUAGGAUUUUUGUAGAACGUUUGGAGAUUGUAUUUGACAUCACAAAACAUUUAGAAUUCUUCUUCCCCAUGAAUGAAUAAUCACAUCACAGCUGUAUAAAAGCUUUGCAGUUUGCAUAUUUACAAAAUUGACAAGUGAUGGAGUUAAUCCCAUCAAAGAUGUAAUUUCUGGGAAAGAAUCACCUGUUUGCGAGGAAUGGAGGUAACACAGCUAAAAAGUGACAAAAGGACAAAGUAUGUUAUGAUGAAAAGUCUUUUGAAAGGUCUAAAAUUAGAUAAGACUAAAGCAGAUCUGGACUUGGUUAUGAAUGGUUGGUCAUAGGACAGAGGACAUUUGGAAAUAUUUGAAGAGGGUAGUUUAGUAUAGAGAUUUUAUCAUGGGAGAUGGAUAUAAAGUGUAUUUUCAAGAUAUAAAGAUAUUGAAGGAUUUUCUAUAGUUUACCUCCACUGAAAGAUUUGUUUUAAAAGGCUACAUUACAUACUAAUUGGUCACAUUUGACUGUGAUCAAAGAGCAUUUAAUAUUUUAUAACAUUAAAUGUAGCUUUAUUUUGUGUAACAAAGGUAAUUUUUAGACUCAUUUGUAAGCAUUUGCUCAAUGAAGUUAUUGAAAGCAAAAUAUUGUCUUGUCAAAAUUGUAAGCCUAGAUGUACAUAUACAGUGAAACACGUUUCUUGGUAUAUAGAAUGUGUAUAAUUGUUUACUAAACUUUGGAAGUUAUAACCUCAUAUAUUUUAUGUUGUCUAAAAAUGUCUUUCUGAUUUAUUGAUACAAAUUUUAUAUUCUCAGAAACAGACCACACCUGAAAGAAUUAAUCCAAAAUGCUUAGCAUGAUCAUGAACAUUGAGGUUUUGGUAGGUAAUGUCAUGUCUCAUGCUGGUCUAAGAUGUGAAUUGAUGGGACGGCAAUGUAACGAGCCCAUUAGCACUGAAAACAAAACCAACUAAUUAUUUCCCUCCUUUCAUUUUUGCUUGUAUAUUAGGUUUGUUUUCCUGAUGGUAAAUCUAAUCACACUAUAGUCUGUUGCCAAGGAAUCACCAGUGAGAUAUAAGUGAGAUCUGCAUUUCACAAAAUGAACCUCUACCAUAAUUUGUCCUAGCCUUCUAGUAGAGCUCUUCACUCAGAAAUUGUAGUUUUACUGUGUGCUGUUGUUCUUAAUAGCUGCUCUGUGCACACGUUGUUAUAUGCUAAGCUUUGCUUUCAGUUUCAUUUAGAAUGGAAGGAGUUGUGAUCAAAUGUCAUUGUAGGAGAUAAGCCAGAAGCUUUUCUUCUGAGUAAGAACCUAUGGUUUCGGUGCAGUCACUGCUGACUCACAAAUGUUCCCCACAUUACUGGUAUCAGCUGGGAUUGCCUAUAGCCUUAACAUAUGUACAAAAAAAAAAAGAGAAAGAAAUUAAAAAAGGAAGAAAUGUACUGAGAGCCAGUUCACUUGUGGAAGUGCAGUUCCUAAUGUAUAUGCACAGUGCGUACGUGCUCAUCUGCAUCCUUUCAGACUGAACUUGUAUUCACAGGGAACGUAGCGUCCUUUGUAAAGCUCAGCCAUCAUGAGAUUUAAAUGAAGAGCAGAUUGCUAAUGCUGAGUUUGUGGUUACUUGUUUGCUUUCUCUGCUCUUCUGGGGAGGUGUUUUAGUGUACGGAAGCCCAGUGGUGUGCCCUUUCUGUUCAUACAGCCAGAGAGGGCAGAAACAAUUAGAUGUGGUGGUAGUAGAGUGUACAUGCAUUUACCAUACAAGUGCUUUUAUGCAUGUUUGUCUUGAAUUACAUAUACUUGACUUUUAUAGCUCACUUUCAGUGUAAACUUAUUUUCUAUGAAAUUUAUGUGUAUUUUGGAAACUAGUAUAGAUGUUGAAAAUUUUUCAAUUUGAAUCCAGAUUUGAUUUCCCUUUCCAAGAUACAAUUUUGUGUUUUUAUGUAUAUAUUCGACGCCAUCAUUUUCAAGUUAGCUAUUUUGGAAUGGUAUGAUGCAAUAUUAAAAUUGUUUAUGCAAAAAAGGGCAGAUUUCUGAAAUACAAAAGAGCUGGGAGUUUUUAUGUUGUUUUACAAUAAUCUUAGGUUAUAUCCUACGGAAAUAUUUAUGGAAGGUCUUUCUGCAGUUUCUUCUUUUUUUGUAUAAAGUGCAACAGAACUACACUAAGAAGGAAAUAUUGAUGUCUAAGUAGAAUAUUAUUCAAUGGUUGGUACAUAAUUAUUAUGCCUUUAAAGCCAUUUAUUUGUGUUUUGUUAUUUUGGAAAUUAUCAGUGUAUACAGUAAAUUUAUUACCCAUUACAGUUAUACAGGUGUUUUAGUAUACCUGUCAAAAUCACCAUACGUGUCUGCUGAAUAGCAUGUGUGUUUCAAAUAGCAGUUGUAGGAAAGCAAUAAGACUAAAGCCUGCUUUUAAAAGACACUCACACCACUGUAGAUCAAACUCUAUUAAACUGAGUUUUUCAAAUGUCACCAAUUAAUGGCAAAAUAAUUAUUAUGAAAUAUUGUUUCAUCUUUUUGAAAUUAUGAUUACUUAAAUAUUUGUGUGAGACAAAGAACUGUUGCUGAGUUUGCAUGUGCAUGUGUUUUAACUGGUUUAAGAAGUAUACUUCUGUGCAAUGUAUUUAAUAUGACCAUGUUAUUUCUUGGAAAAAUAUUUCAUAGCGUUCACCUCACUAAUAACUGAUGUUACAAUGAAAUGCCUUUUUCACUACUAGGGUAUACCAAUUAAUCCAUAUUUACUGAAUGUACUGAAUGUACUUUUGUGAAAAGUUAGAAAUGUUUAUGUUCUCGUUUAUGAUGUCUGUAACAUAUUUGAGAUCAUAAUGGAUUGGACAGAGCAACAGAGCAGGUUGAUAAAAGACUGUACUAGAAAAUAAAACCAGAGAACAACUCUGCUGCUCAAUGUCCAUGAAACGGCAUUCCGAUAUGUGCCUUAUUUGUUAGUUAGGAAAACUGAAUACUUUGUGCUUUUAGGAGUUUGUUGAAUUAAAACAUCAAAUCUAAA